Messenger RNA from Centropristis striata (black sea bass), 2526 nucleotides. RefSeq names its product protein NLRC3-like. Bases 48 to 2414 code for a protein of 788 amino acids. NCBI's taxonomy places the organism in Eukaryota, Metazoa, Chordata, Actinopteri, Perciformes, Serranidae. The record is from RefSeq and is a predicted model, not a curated record. The transcript is spliced from 6 exons. Gene Ontology annotation, molecular function: metal ion binding; protein binding.
GGCUGUCUGAGGCUGGUGUUACUGGUUUACCUCUCAGACUUGAGAAGAUGAGUGAUUUAGAAGAAGAGGACAGAUCAAAGUCUCCAGUCUCCAGCUCUCCCUCUAGGAAGAGUGACUGGAGUGAAGAUCCUCCAGACUUCAGUAAUGAACUUGAACCCUCAGACACAAAAGAGAGGAAGAGGAGUCCUGUUUCUGAGGAGGAGCAGCCGUCCUGCUGUGCUUUAUGUCAGGACGUCCUGAAGGAUUCUGUCUCUACCACCUGUGGACACUGGUUCUGCAGACAGUGCAUCACCUCAUACUGGGACCAGUCUGCUUCACCAGGAGACUCCUCGUGUCCCCAGUGUGGAGAAAGAUCCAGAACGAGAGCUGGACUGCAGUCAGCCAGUGAGACCAGCACUGUACAAGAAGCUGAUGGUCUGCAGGAGGUUUUAGAUGAACAUAAGAUCAGUCUGAAGAGGAGAUGUGAACAUGUGACUGAAGGAUCUGAUGUAACAGGAAGUGGAACCCUCCUCAACAGGAUCUACACUGAGCUCUACAUCACAGAGGGUCAGAGUGAAGAGGUUAAUACCCAACAUGAGGUGAGGCAGCUGGAGACAGCUUCCAAGAUGGAGGCCCUCCAUGACACUCCAAUCAAGUGCCAGGACAUCUUUAAAGUCUUACCUGACCAACAGGGACACAUCAGAGUGGUUCUGACGAACGGUGUCGCUGGCGUUGGAAAAACCUUCUCAGUGCAGAAGUUCAGUCUGGACUGGGCAGAGGGUUUGGAGAACCAAGAUGUCAGUGUGGUGAUUCUGCUUUCAUUCAGGGAGCUGAACUUGAUCAGAGAUGAGCAGUACAGUCUUCUGGAGCUGCUCCAUGUCUUCCAUCCAACAUUACAGAAGCUCACAGCAGAGAAGCUCGCCAUCUGUAAAGUUAUGUUCAUCUUUGACGGCCUGGAUGAAAGCAGACUUUCACUGGAUUUCAACAACAAGGAGGUUGUGUCUGAUGUCACACAGAAGUCAUCGGUCAACGUGCUGCUGACAAACCUCAUCCAGGGGAAUCUGCUUCCCUUGGCUCUCGUCUGGAUAACUUCCCGACCCGCGGCGGCCAAUCAGAUCCCUCCUGCAUGUGUUGAUAGGGUGACAGAAGUACGAGGCUUCACUGACGCCCAGAAGGAGGAGUACUUCAGGAGGAGGGUCAGUGAUGAAGAACGGUCCAGAAGAAUCAUCUCACACAUCCAGACAUCCAGGAGCCUCCACAUCAUGUGUCUGAUCCCAGUCUUCUGCUGGAUCACUGCUACAGUUCUGGACCACAUGUUGACUACAGAGCAGAGAGGAGAGCUGCCCAAGACCCUGACUGACCUGUACUCACACUUCCUGCUGGUUCAGACAAAGAAGAAGAAGCAGAAGUAUGAGGGACAUAAGAAAGAGUCAAACAAGCUGACCACGGCUGACAGACAAGUUCUUCUGAAGCUGGGGAGGCUGGCAUUUGAACAGCUACAAAAAGGAAACAUCAUGUUCUACCAAGAAGACCUGGAGCGCUGUGGUCUCGAUGUCACAGAGGCCUCGGUGUACUCAGGAGUUUGUACAGAGAUCUUCAAAAGAGAGAGUGUGAUCUUCCAGAAAACAGUCUACUGCUUCGUUCAUCUGAGCAUUCAGGAGUUUCUGGCUGCAGUCUACCUGUUCCACUGUUACACCACCAGGAACACAGAGGUACUGAGAACUUUUUUUGGGACAGACUGGGACAAUAACAACAGGAAAUCCAUCAAAAGUGGAACUGGCCCAUCCCUGGAUGACUUCUUGAGGAGAGCCAUGGAGAAAUCCCUAGAAAGUGAAAAUGGCCACCUGGACCUGUUUGUCCGCUUCCUCCACGGCCUCUCUCUAGAGUCCAACCAGAGACUGUUAGGAGGCUUGCUGGGUCAGACAGACAACAGUCCAGAAAUCAUCCAGAGAGCCAUUAAUAACCUGAAGAAGAUGAACACUAAUGAGAUCUCUCCUGACAGAAGCAUCAACAUCUUCCACUGUCUGACGGAAAUGAACGACCUCUCUUUAUUCCAGGAGAUCCAAGAAUUCCUAAAGUCAGAGAACAGGUCCGAGAAGGAACUCUCUGAGAUCCACUGCUCAGCUCUGGCCUACAUGCUGCAGAUGACAGAGGAGAUUCUGGAUGAAUUGGACCUGAAGAAGUACAAGACAACAGACCAGGGACGGCGGAGACUGAUUCCAGCUGUGAGGAACUGCAGAAAGGCUCAGCUUUCUGACUGUGGACUCUCAAAAACUCACUGUGAAGUUUUGGCCUCAGCUCUGAAGUCCAACUCCUCCCAUCUGAGAAAGCUGGACCUGAGUUACAACAGCCUGGGGGAUUCAGGAGUGAAGCAGCUGUGUGAUGGACUUCAGAGUCCAAACUGUAAACUGGAGACUCUGAGGUCAGGUCACUGACUACAGCUGUGUAGUUGUGUGUGUGUGUGUGUACUUUAAAUUCAAAUUCUUGACUGAGGUUCCACAUUUUUGGACCAUACAUUUUCUGAAUUUGCUUGAGCACCAAUACAUG